AUGGCGGAACAGGACUCCUCUUCUCAAUUUAGGACAAUGUCCACUCUAUCUUCCUCCAUGGCCGCUAUCACCAUUCCGCCAUCCCUCAAAUUUUUGAUGUCAAACCUCAAGCUCAUUGUGCACACUCAACUCACAAUAGACAACUACGCCAUCUGGAGAUUACAUAUCUACAAAGCGUUUGCGGCAAAUGGAUUCGAUGGAUACAUCACUGGCUCUCUACUUUGUCCCCAAGAACCCUCCGAGUCCAGUUCAAUCUCAUCCGACUACAAACUCUGGAAACUAGUUGAUCAGAACCUCAUCUCAGCUAUAUUUUCUACAAUCUCACCUUUAGUGCUCCCUUACAUUCUAUAUCUCAAAACAUCUCAUGAAACCUGGACAGCCUUAGAGCUUCGACUGCAACCCACCAACCGGUUGAGAGUUAUUCAGUUGAAAAAUGAGCUCCAUAAAGUCCAAAUGAGAUAUCAUACGAUUUCACAAUACCUGGCAAAAAUAAAGUCACUGGUAGACAACAUCGCGGUUGCGGGAAGUCACAUUGACACUGAGGAUAUCAUACUCUACACACUCAAUGGACUGCCACCCUCUUACAACCCCUUCGAAGCAGCAAUCGGAACAUCACAUCAAACCAUAACUCUCGAAUCCCUUUACUCCUUACUCUGUAGUGAGGAGAUAAACUUGCAAACUUAG
Molecule: messenger RNA, 684 nt
Organism: Dendrobium catenatum
Lineage: Eukaryota; Viridiplantae; Streptophyta; Magnoliopsida; Asparagales; Orchidaceae
Exons: 1
Coding region: 1-684 (227 amino acids)
Source: RefSeq, a predicted model, not a curated record